Molecule: messenger RNA, 768 nt
Organism: Diabrotica virgifera virgifera (western corn rootworm)
Lineage: Eukaryota; Metazoa; Arthropoda; Insecta; Coleoptera; Chrysomelidae
Exons: 1
Coding region: 1-768 (255 amino acids)
Molecular function (GO): nucleic acid binding
Source: RefSeq, a predicted model, not a curated record
AUGGAAAGUGCCCGUUUAAUAAAAUGGCGUAAUGAAUAUUUGGAAAAGAUAACCGAGUACAGAAAUAGCGGAAGAAAAAUUUAUUACUUAGAUGAAACGUGGUUUGACACUAACGAAACAAUUGGCAAAGGUUGGAGUAAUGACAAUGUAAAGUGCAAAGUUAAUGUACCACCUUCCAGGGGCAAACGAAUAUGCAUUUUGCAUUGUGGAGGGGAAGAUGGUUGGGUAACCGAUAGCUUACUAUUAAGUGCAAAAGACAUUAAAGACAGUUGUUUGGACUAUCAUCAAGAUAUUACGGGUGAACUUUUCGAAUCGUGGUUUAAAAAUAACUUAUUACCAAAUUUAGCAGACAACAGUGUUAUUGUUUUAGAUAAUGCAUCAUAUCAUUCUAGACAACUUAAAAAAAUUCCGAAUAAAUACUCUAGAAAGGAUGAAUUGCAAGAUUUUUUAUUAUCACAAGAUUUAUAUUUUGAAGAUUGGUACACUAAAGACCAAUUAGUAGAGGUACUUAAUACAAAAUUAUUUGUAAAGGAAUAUAUUAUUGAUAAUGCAGCAAGUAAAAAUGGACAUACAACUUUAAGACUACCACCAUAUUACUGCGUUUUAAUUCCAAUAGAGUUGUUAUGGUCUCAACUGAAAUAUAAUGUGAGACAAAAAAAUGUAAGUCCAAAAUGUUAUAACACUGUCGUGAAACUAAUAGAUUCUGAAUUUAAAAAUAUCUCUGAGGAUAACUGGAAGAAAGCAAUAGAGCACGUAAAAAAAUAUUGA